Molecule: messenger RNA, 273 nt
Organism: Entrophospora sp. SA101
Lineage: Eukaryota; Fungi; Glomeromycota; Glomeromycetes; Entrophosporales; Entrophosporaceae
Source: the annotation of a GenBank genome assembly
AUGCCAAAAAUUCAAGCAAGACAUCGCCUUGUCCCUUCGACUGGAGGUGACUUCUUUGUUGAUGCAAGUUUAGAUGACAGAGGUGUGCGUGCACUAUCUGAAUGCCCAGUGACGAGGACGAUUCUUGAUAGUCGUUUUAUGGGUGCUGUUUGGCAUGCCGAAAAGGCUGUGUAUACUGAACAAAGGGAUUAUCUAAGUUUAGAAAUGAUUCUAAGGAAUCAGCACGUUUCUAAUACUACAGGUACUUCUGGUGUUGAUUCCAUAAUGAAGUGA